AUUUGAAAAUAGACUUCUAACCUAAUGCAAGUUAGACAUUUAAUUGAGUUCCUUAGUAGAUCUGUGUAGAUUGUAGAAAUGGAGCAUUAUGGGAUGUGGUUGAUUUGUAUGUAGUCCGUGGUGAGCGAAGUGUCAUCUAUUGUAUUCCGAUUAAAUGUAGUUUUGUUGUGAAAAUAACAUGGAAGAAACUAAAGUGAUAUACCAUAUAGAUGACGAGGAAACCCCAUAUCUAGUAAAAUUGUCUAUUGCACCGGAAAGAGUCACUUUAGCAGACUUUAAAAAUGUUCUUAACAGGCCCAACUACAAGUACUUCUUCAAGUCAAUGGACGUUGAUUUUGGGGUGGUGAAAGAAGAGAUAAUAGACGAUGAUGCACAUCUUCCAUGUUUUAAUGGCAGAGUUGUCUCAUGGUUAGUCUCGGCGGAGGGCAGCAAUGUUUCAGAUGGCACAUCUCAAUGUACAGAAAGCGCAGGGGGUCACUCUGAUGGUAAACCUCAACCAGAACGAGCUGCUGAACCUCCUCCGAUCUUGAACUCAACUCACACUGUACGCACAAAACACUGA
This is a messenger RNA of Homalodisca vitripennis (glassy-winged sharpshooter), 562 nucleotides long. Its product is annotated as segment polarity protein dishevelled homolog DVL-1-like. The transcript is spliced from 4 exons. Lineage: Eukaryota; Metazoa; Arthropoda; Insecta; Hemiptera; Cicadellidae. Bases 179 to 562 code for a protein of 127 amino acids. The record is from RefSeq and is a predicted model, not a curated record. Gene Ontology annotation, cellular component: cytosol. Gene Ontology annotation, molecular function: frizzled binding. Gene Ontology annotation, biological process: canonical Wnt signaling pathway.